AUGGCAAAUAUUUUGCCGUAUGUAGUCAUAUCCGUUAAGGUAGCUGUUUUGCUAACUUGCAUUCAUUUAAAAGAAGAACAUCAACAACUUUUCGGAAAUUUAUAUUUUUACUUCUUCCUUUAUGUCCUUUCUUUUCUCUUAUAUGCCAUCUCAUCCUUAUGCGACCCCGGCUAUGUUACAAGGUGCCCUUCGACGUAUUUAAAAAACAUAACAGUAAAUAAAUUCAAAAAGAAUAUUAAAGAGAAUCUAAAGGAUAGCAAACCAUAUGUAAAUCACUUCAACGAGUACACUACUGAUGGAGGGGACAUUCAAUUUUUUGACGAUAUGUCUGUCAGCUCCUCCGACUGCUCAUCCUGCUAUUCUUGCUCCUCCUCAACAUGCAAUCCGGUUCAGCCAAACGAACUGGACAGCUUGACCAUUUUUCAUUACCCCCAUGAAGACACAGUUUUGACUGAGAAGGGCGUGAACAAAACGUUGAAAAGGGGACAACGGCGAAAUGACUCGCAAAAAUUGAAACAUGCAAAAUCUCAAUUAACUUACAAAAACUGUAUGAUCAGUUCAGGUCAAAACGGUGGACAGGCAGGCAAAUCUAAUUCUAGCAGAAUUGUCGAAUUUUAUGAAGGAGGAGUUAUAAAAAAAAAAAAAAAAAAAAAAAAGGACAAGCAACAACUUACCCAAAGAAGUAUAAGUAGUAGUGAUGGCAUUCAUAAAAAGGGAGUAAAAACACCCAAUAGUUGUAACAACAAAACUGAAAAACCGUACAAUAUAUAUAAAAAUGUUCGUUCGCUUAAACGUCUACAUAAUUAUGUGCGCACGUUUGGAAAAUUGCACCACGUUUCGAAAUGGGCAAAGCACACUUCUCCCUUUCAAAAUAUACAACUGAGACGGAAAAAAAAUGUUAAAUACAAAUACAAGUUAUUAUCAUCCUUAUAUGAAAUGCAUUACACUAGAUGUUCUUCUGUUAAUGCAUAUACAAGUGCAACUGAAAAACUGGUCGACUGGGAGAAAGCAAAGUUAUCAACUUGCUAUCCAACGGAUCUACAUAUAAUUAAUAAAAAUAAUAUUAUUUUUUCAAAGGACAUCAAAACAAGGAGUAGAAACACCUUCCGUUUGUCGAACAACAAAUUCUAUCAGUAUAACACCCCCCUGUCGUAUUGCUCCGCGUGUGAUGUGCUGCAGCUUCUUCGAAGCAAACACUGCAAGGUUUGCCAAAGAUGUGUUAGGACGUUCGACCACCACUGCCCUUGGAUUAACAAUUGUGUAGCUGAGAACAAUAGAUGCUUUUUCCUCUUAUUUUUAUAUAUUGAAGAAGGAACCAUUUUUUUUUCCUUGAAAUAUAUUUCCAACGUCGUUUACAAUAUGCUCUAUUAUGAUAAUUGGUACUUCUUUUGCUGGCUCUUGAUGCUUUUGCUCACCUUAUCCUUUUUCUUUUUCAUGAUUCUGUCCCUAGGAAUCUACCACAGCUACCUGUGUUUAAUUAAUGAAACAACAUGGGAAAAUGGGUCACCCGGGAAAAUACCCUACUUGAAAAAUUUUUCAAAAAAAUAUAAUAGUCCAUUUUUUUUAAGUUACAGUAAAAAUGUAUUAGUUUACUUUUGUUACUUCCCUUUGCCUCUUUUAUUCCUUCAAAAAUUGCGCGAUUCUCUGCUGUCAUAUUUUAUGCGCAAAGAAAUUGUAGUAUUUGGAAAGCGGGGCGAAAUCCUCUGGAAGAGCAGGAAGAAGCUAACUUAUCGCAGCUCGAACAUUCUCUUCAAAACGCUUGAGCUAUUAUUUCAUUACAACGAAAUACAUGAACAGAAAGAUUAG
This is a messenger RNA of Plasmodium malariae, 1806 nucleotides long. RefSeq names its product palmitoyltransferase DHHC6, putative (gene DHHC6). Gene Ontology annotation, molecular function: protein-cysteine S-palmitoyltransferase activity. The transcript has 8 exons. The record is from RefSeq and is a predicted model, not a curated record. Gene Ontology annotation, biological process: protein targeting to membrane; peptidyl-L-cysteine S-palmitoylation. Gene Ontology annotation, cellular component: endoplasmic reticulum; Golgi apparatus. Lineage: Eukaryota; Apicomplexa; Aconoidasida; Haemosporida; Plasmodiidae. Bases 1 to 1806 code for a protein of 601 amino acids.